Molecule: messenger RNA, 2919 nt
Organism: Serendipita indica DSM 11827
Lineage: Eukaryota; Fungi; Basidiomycota; Agaricomycetes; Sebacinales; Serendipitaceae
Source: the annotation of a GenBank genome assembly
AUGGAGGACCGAAGAGAACCCACUCCCCCACCAGCUGGACCAUCAAGCUCUUCUGGUCGUGUCAAUCUCCCUCCGCUCAAGAACAUUGUCGACACGAUCCCGUCUUUCCGACCCCAGCCAACACCCAGUUCCAGUGGCACUCGACACGUCAAGAGCGCCACUCUCGAGUUUGUGUCUGGCAAUCAGCAGCAUCAUGUCUAUCAGCGACCUGGACGCCCGCCGCCGCCGCCGUUAGGUUCCGACGAGUCUAGCAAUUCUACGGGGGGCGGCUCGCUCAAUAGGCUUUUCGCGCCCCCGCCGUCUCAGGCGUUUGUCUCAGCGUCACGCCCGCGAGGGGCCUCGCCACCACGACCGCAUUAUGGCUCAGCGCCCGGACAAGCUUACUCUGGACGAGGCGGACAGCAGACGGCCGUCGAUUCCAGACUGGACCAUCAGCUUCAGCACCAGCACCAGAAUCGACGCCACCAUCACGGACGCCAAUCUCAAUCGCAGCAACAAAUCCUUCCCCGCUCAUCGCCAUCAGCUGUCCAGAUGCAGACUCAAAUGGCAAUGUCCCAUGGGAGAUCUCCGAGUACUGAAUUCCGCCGUUCGCAAUCUCCCGAAAAUCACCACACAACGCGUUACUCUCACCCAAGCAGCGUCGGAGCUGGUCUUCAUCCCUAUGAAAGAUAUCCAUCCACGUCUGCGUCCCGCGGUGAGGGUCCGUCUUCGAACAGAGGGUACCACCAGCACAACGCCGACCAUCUCACACCAGGUGGAGGUCAUCAGCCUAUCAACGACGAUCCACAUCCUCACCUGGCGCCCUCCUCUUCAAUCAUUCAAUCGAGAAAUUUGGAUCUCGGCCGAGCCGGUCCCAGCUCUCAACAGCCAUUCUAUCUACACCCAACCACUGAACGCGUGUUGCCCGCGCGUGGAACGGGUGCCCAUGCGCUCGACCAACAGCAGCAGACCGGUGCUUCUCAUCAAGCUUAUCCAGACACACAUCGACAUGCUCAACGCCAGGAGCACGGGCCUUAUCAAGCGCCAACGCCACCGUGGACGCGGCAAGAUUUUCAGACACGCGGCGAGAGCUCAUCCUCUUUUGAUGCCGGAGGUGCUCGAUCUCGUCAGACAUCCACUGCCAGUGCGUUCCCUCCAUUCCAGCAGCCACAGCAGCAACAGCAACAGCAACAGCAACAGCAACAGCAACAGCAACAGCAGCCACCACCUCCACCAGCAGCAAGAGAGCCGGUCCCCGAGAGGACAUUUACGUAUGAAGACGCAUACAAUUUUGUGCCCACGGCAAGUACCGCCACGCAUGGUUGGGGAACACCGGUUUCCUCGUCUACACCCUCCACCGAUGCAACAAACCGUGUGGGUGCCGGUGAUCGCGCAGGAGGUUAUACGGCCACUGGAGGUUAUCGACAGCCACUUCCGCAGGCGCCUGGAGAGGAAUAUCCCGCGUCCAAGCGACGGCGGACAGACUCAUCGAGAGAGAUUGGAUCUCGUCUUUUGCUUGCCGGCUCCUCGGCCAUGGAUCACGCACCAGCGCCACCCGCGGGACCGGCACCUCUUUCUGUCCCUCGACCGUCAGAAUCCAUGGAAAUUUCGCAUGCAGAGGCAGGAUCGUCGCAUUCGUCGCCUAUACAGGCCGUUGCGGCCCUCAGAAGGCUCGUCCGUCACCGGUCAAAAGACCAGUUACCUCAAGCACUUCACGAAUUGACCAACGAGGCGCAACGCGCGAUUCAGGAAGGCAGAGGGAUCCAGAAAAUACAGGAAUUUUCGCUCGUCGUCACUGAAUUUGCUGCGAUUUGUGCACGCAAUAAAGGUGUCCUUACUCCAACCGCGGAAGAAAUGGAAGAGAUAUCUCACAGGACGGCACUCAUUUACCAAAUGGCGACCGAUAUAUCCAUGCGCGCAAAGGCAAAGAAGAGGCUGAAGGAAGAAAGUGCAGCACUACGUCCGUCACUCGGAACGCAGCUGCCAAUACAGGCACCCGUCGAUAGGAAACCCUUGACAAAGGAGCAGAGGCGGGCUCUCGAGGACAUGGAGCGCAUUCGCCAGAAGCGUUCUUCUGCACAGAAAGGAAUCAAGAGCAAAUAUAUGAAGCGCAAUAAGAAGACGCAGCCUCCAAAGAAGUGCUCCUCGUGUGGGAUCAAAGAAACUCCAGAAUGGAGAAAAGGUCCCGACGGCCCACGAACCUUGUGCAACGCGUGUGGCCUUCACUAUGCCAAGCUAAUGCGGAACCGCGCAUCGGGUAACGAGGGUAAAUGGGUUGGCCCUGGCAGUGCCCCUCCUAUCGACAUUGUCACGCUCCGGCAAGUGACUGGUGUAGGCGUUCAGCCACAACCCCAGGUCAAUGCAGCAUCCGGUGAAUUUGAAAUCCCAGGAAUCUACACCAAUAUCCCUGCAGAUCGCUUGCUUAGCGGUCAGUAUAUUCCUCGUAAUCCUUGGGGGACAAGCCCACCAAUCCAGACAGCCAGUUCAAGCGCCGCCCUCGAAGUUGUAGAUCGUCAGCAGAAACGCAGAGACUCAGAUGAUGAAGAGGAAGAGGGCGAAGAUGAUCAACCGGCAGCGUCGACCUCCAAGCUCCCAGGGGAGCCUCACAGGGAGAUGGUCGAAGUCGAAGGACAGCAUUCCGCCAUCAUCCCCUCUUUGGGCGGGUCAGCCAAAUCUCAACCGAUUCCUGUUCAGACAUCUGGUAGCGGCAAGAAGCGCAAGGCGCAAGAAGAAGAAGACGAGCUCGAUGCAGACGAAGGCCCUACAUUCACCGUCAAGCGUGCACGCAAGAAUUCCCUUGACGUCAUGGUUCCAGACUCGCAAGCCACAGAGCCGCCAAUGUCGCCGCUGGAAAGUAGAACCCCUGUCGGCCAUGGUACGUCGCACGAGCGAGGCCUACCUACGGAUGCAGCAAACUUUACAUGGAAACGAGCAUUCUGA